Molecule: messenger RNA, 3324 nt
Organism: Linum trigynum
Lineage: Eukaryota; Viridiplantae; Streptophyta; Magnoliopsida; Malpighiales; Linaceae
Source: the annotation of a GenBank genome assembly
UGUUUUUGUUUGUGCGUAUCCUUUAAAAAGAAAAUGCAUAAUUAUAAGAAUCCAAGUUAUUUCAUGAAGCAGCUUUUUGUUUGUCCUUCUCAAUGGGACUCAUCAAAAUCGACACUUCUUCUUUCUUAUAUAGUACUUUCAAUUGUUUUCCAUCAAGUUUUGCUAAACUCUUUUAGCUAUAUGGAUGCUCUACAGGUAUGAGUUCACAUGCAGGGGAUGAAGAACAAAAUCAUCCUAUGAUGAGUGAACGUAAUGAAGUACCGCGGAUUGGGAUGAAGUUUGAUUCUGAUAAUAUGGCUUAUGCAUUUUAUAGUGCAUAUGCACAUAAACUUGGAUUCAGUGUAAGAAAGCAAUUCAUCAAGCGCACUUCAACAGGAACAGUAAAAAGAAGAACAUAUACAUGUGCUAAAGAAGGAGAGAAAAAUGCGAAUAAAAAAGGGAAGGAGGUUGCUUACGAACGACCAAUUACCAGAAUAGGUUGUUUAGCGGAGAUGACGUGCAAACUACAAAAUGAUGGUUUGCUUGAGGUUAUCUCUUUUGAAGCAAACCACAACCAUGAUUUGGCUCCCACUCCAAUGAAGCACAUGUUGAGAUCUAAUAGAAAGAUGAGUAUUGCUCAGAAAGCUAUUGCAGAUGAUGCUGAAAAGGCCGGGUUACCAAUCAAGUCGGUUAUUAAUUUACUAGCAGUACAAAAUGGGGGUCGGGAGAACAAUGGAUUUCUGGACACAGACUACUACAAUUAUAUUGAUUCUCAGAGAAGGGCUAAGCUGAUUAAGGGAGACGGUCAAGCAAUUAUGGAUUGUUUUCAAAAAGCACAAUCAGAUGAUCCAUCAUUUUUUUACUCAAUGCAGCUUGAUGAUGAUGAUCUUAUUAUGAAUAUGUUUUGGGCAGAUAGCAGGUCGAUAGUUGAUUACAAGUACUUCGGAGAUGUUGUAUGUUUUGAUACAACCUACAGGAUUAACAAGUAUGGUCGUCCUUUUGCUCCUUUUGUUGGAGUCAAUCAUCUGAAGGAGACAAUUAUUUUUGGGGCAGCAUUACUUUAUGAUGAAACAAUCACGUCAUUCAAGUGGUUAUUUGAUACCUUUUUGAAAGCAAUGGCAGGAAAACACCCCAAGACUAUAUUAACAGAUCAGUCAGCUGCUAUGGCCAGAGCAAUUGAAGAGGUAUUUACUGAAACCCAUCAUCGUUUAUGUGUUUGGCAUAUUUAUCAAAAUGCUGCUAAACACUUAAGCCAUGUAUUCCAUGCAUCCAACCAGUUUGCUAGUGAUUUUGGUUCAUGUGUAUAUGAUUAUGAAGAUGAGGAUGAAUGGUAUGAAGCUUGGGAUUCUAUGCUUAAAAAGCAUAAGUUGGAAAACAAUGAAUGGUUGCAUGGAAUUUUCAUAGAAAGAGAAAAGUGGGCCAUGGUUUAUGGGAGAUAUAUGUUUACUGCUGAUAUGAAGAGUACACAACGUAGUGAAUCAAUGAACAAUGUGUUGAAGAAGUACUUGAAGCGAAAACACAACAUGGUGUACUUUUUUGAGCAUUAUGGUCGAUUGGUAGUAGAUAGACGCUAUAAAGAGCUUUUGUCAGAGUUCAAAAUGAGGGACACCCGCCCAAAAUUGAGAGCAGAUGUCGAGAUGCUAAGACAGGCAGCAGAGAUCUAUACUCCUAAAGUGUUUGUAAUGUUCCAAGAAGAAUACCUCAAAGUAUGGGAUUGUACCAUUGAUAAGACUAGCAAAAUAGAAGUUCAGGUGGUGUAUAAAGUGAGAUAUGCUGGUAGAGGUACAGAGCACCAAGUCCAAUUUCAUCUUUCUUCUCAAGGAGUUGAGUGCAGUUGCAGAAAGUUUGACUUUGUUGGGAUUCUUUGUGCUCAUGCUUUGAAAGUUCUUGACAAGAAAAAUAUAAAGCACAUUCCCAAGCAGUAUAUAUUGAAGAGAUGGACAAAGGAUGCAAAAGAUGGACAAAUAAGUAGUUCAACUCAAGUUCAGGGAGGGUCUAAGGACCUCAUUGGGAAGCGUUACUUGAAUCUUAAUUACAAUUUUCGAGAGAUAUCCACCCUAGGAGCUGAGAAUGACACUAUGUAUGAGCACACAGUUGGAGUACUUUCAAAUUUGCUAAAAGAUCUGCAGGAGAUGAAAAAAAGCACACAUGGUGGAACUUCUGAUGAGGCAUUAUGCUCAAAAGAUGAACAAGAUUAUCCAAUUGUAGCUGGAGUUAAGACCAAAGCUACAGUUGGACGACCAAAAGGCAGAAUGAAAGGUGCAUUAGAGCGCGGAAAAAAUCAUAAAAGUCAAACAAAGCCACAGGGUAAAAAAGUGAAAACGAGUUCUUCUCAACAAGUUUACAGUAAUCCUGAAGUUAAUGGUCAAAACAGUCAGGUGGUGAUUGAGCAAUAUGAAUCUCAAAGUUCGAUUACUAGACCAACAGGAUAUAUUCAUGAAGAGCAUUUUGACUUGACAAUACAUUCCAAUAAUAUGUCAUAUACUCAAUUGUUACAGGAGGCAAUAGCAAAUUCUCAUUAUGAUGAUCCAAAAGUGUGAAAAUAUUUAUUUAUCAAGCACAAUGGAAUAUUCUCCAUGUUUUCUUUAUCUGAAUAUUUGGAACACAGUUUCAAUCCUUUUUUGGGGGAAUCCAUGGUUGACAUUUGAGAGUUUUUGCUAUAAGAAUUCUGUUGCAAUGAAUUAUUGAGAAGUAGUUCAUUUUCACUUUGUUUGUCAUCAAGUAUUCACUUAGUUAAUAUAUCAAAUUUUGAUAUUGAAUAUUGAUUUUUGUUAAAGUUGUUAUAAUUAGUCAAUUCGUCGAUUGAUAUUGGAAAGACAAUCAUACUUUGCAAUCUACCAAAAUUGAUGGAUUAAUUGAUUUUACUAAGCAUGGCAAAAUAACACUUCUUUCUCGUGCAUGGCAAAUUCAAGGACUAGGAGCAGAGCAAUUAGCCAGUCAAUGAAUAGGCAUGACCUAGCUCAUUUGAAGUCCACUGAAUUAUAAAAUAAACCAGAGUAUACCACUGCAGCUUUUGAUUCCAAUGAUCAAAUACACAAACAUAUAUAUUACAGCUGUGCGGCUUUAUGCUGCCGUUCCGUGCCGUCAAAAGCCCCGUUCCGUCAAAAUUAUGCUGCCGUCAAAUUGUAUUUUUUAUUUUAUUAAUUUUAAAGCAAUAAUAUAAGCAUUAAAAAUAAAGGGGGAAAAAGAGGUGGAAGAACCAACUAGGGUUGGACCUAAAAAUUUUCCUUAACUAUUUGAUAUGGUAAUAAAAAAAUAAUAAAAUUAUAAUUAUACAUUCAUCUCACCACCACCUUUUUCAAAGCCAAGAAAAUUAGCUAAAAACAAUACAAUUUCAUGAAAAUA